AUGCCUCGCACUCGCAGUCGUCAAACUCGUCUUUCUCGACGCAGUCCACCUCGUGAAGCGAAUACUGGAAAUGGCGUUCGGUCUAAAUUGAAGGAAAGUGAUAUAUGCGUUGGAUGUAUCGUAUGGCUUCCUCCCAAAAUAGAGGGGGAUGGAUCUCUGGUGUGUGUUCGCGGUAAAAGUUGCUGCAAUGGUAAGAAAUUGGAUGAUGAUGGAUAUAACCACCCUGUAGUGAUUUUAUAUUACAAGGAUACUACUUGUUAUAUUGCUAUGAUCACAUCCAAAACUCGACGAAAUGUAUAUACCUCAAAACGCAUCCAAAUAUCCCAAAAUCCUCCCGAUCCUGACGAUCUCGAUCUCGAUCCUGAAUGCAAGUUAUAUCUCGAGACGGGAGAAAUGAAUAAAACAUCGUUUAUUAUCAUCGAACAUCUUUUCCCAAUUCAAUUUUCUAUACUUCGCUCCAUUAGCUUCAAACCUCAAUCGAGAGCUUUUGACACGAGGUUACGUAAACAGAGUUAUGUGGAGUUGGUGGCCAUGUUUGAUAUGGAUGAGGGUAUGAUGGAAUGGGUGGAUACGGGGAUUGUAAAAGCGAAGGAUGGGAAUGGUGCUAGGAGAGGACAGAGGGAACAGAGAGUUACGUUUAGGGAUCCAUGGGAGGAGAUCAGGGGAGAUACAGCGACAGCGACUAGUAACCGGGAAAUUGCAAGACAGUCGCUGGCUCGGGAAACUCGAAGACAAUCGCGAGAUCAGAGAAUUUCCUCGGAACCUACUCCUACUACAACAAUUCCUGCUCUCUCAUCAAUACCACGAACUCAAGCAACCCUCCCCGCAACACCCAGAGAAGAAUGGUAUUCCUACGAUCGAUCUCAGGCUAUCCUUCGCAAUCUCGCAAACGAAAGAGAUGCACUUCUUCAACAUCAGCCUCCACCGUACUCGCUUUCUCCCAUCACCCAAAUCCAAAGUACCUGGCAUCAACAAACACAACUCCCAUCUCGUCCCUCUCGCUUAAAUUAUCAUGCAGCGCUCCCUUCGGUAGAACGCUACGAUCGCUCGCAUUGGGAUGCAAGGAUUAGGAAUAUGAAUAUGAGGGUGCAUGAUUUGGAACAUGGAGGUAGGGGUGGGGAGGAGGGGAGGGGAGAUGGUGGGGGAGUGGGUGGGAAGUUGAAGGGAGUCAUGAAUGGAAAUUGA
Molecule: messenger RNA, 1185 nt
Organism: Sclerotinia borealis F-4128
Lineage: Eukaryota; Fungi; Ascomycota; Leotiomycetes; Helotiales; Sclerotiniaceae
Source: the annotation of a GenBank genome assembly